AUGACAUCCGUUGAAGAGCGCACCCCUUUACUGGGCGAAGAUGGCACAUACCACGAUGGGCACGUCCCGGCGUCAGUCGCCCGUCGACUCUAUGUCUCGCACUUUUUGUCCACUUGGAAUUCCAGAGUCUUCGAAUUCGGGGCGGUGCUCUACAUGGCAGUUGUCUUCCCCGGGACGUUGCUGCCCAUGUCCCUGUAUGCUUUCGUGCGUGGGCUGUCUGCCAUCAUCUUGGCCCCGGCAGUUGGGUGGUACAUUGACACCGGGAACCGGCUUCAAGUCGUCCGUGUCUCCAUUGUUUUUCAGAGGCUGGUCGUCGCAGCAUCGUGCGCCAUCUUCUAUGCGUUAGCGGUCGAUCUCCCACUCGGCUCCGGUGUAAGAGCAGGGCUACUCGCGGCAGUCACAAUCUUAGCCUGCGUCGAGAAGCUAUGCUCGAUAUUAAACAUGGUCUCCGUUGAGAAAGAUUGGGUUGUGGUUGUAUCACAAAGAGACUCGGAAGCGCUUCGAACCAUGAAUGCUCAGAUGCGGCGGAUCGACCUCCUCUGCAAGUUGUUUGGGCCCCUGUUCAUCGCCAUGGUGGACGCUCGAUCCUCACGGGUGGCAAUCAUUAUCAAUUUUGGAAUGAAUGCUGCGUCUCUCCCCAUCGAGUAUCUGGCCAUCGCUCGAGUCUACUACCAGAUUCCCGAGCUGCAAGUGGCAAAGACGCAGUCGCAGCGCAGCACUGCACCACAAGCAGAGUCGCCCCAUGCGACCAAGUCUCCAGUCAGUAGUGCUUGGAAAUCAAUGGUUGGAAUGGUUCGACAGUCUGCACGGGACUUUUCCAUAUACUUUAAGCAUCGAGCCUUUCUCCCGUCCAUGGCCGGCGCCAUUCUAUACCUCACGGUUCUGAGCUUUGGAGGUCAGAUGGUUACAUAUCUCCUUUCUUCGGGCUAUUCAUCCAUGCAGGUCGGCAUUGCGAGGACCUUUGGUGUGAUACUCGAAGUCCUGUCCACAUGGGCGGCACCUUGGCUGAUGGGACGGAUCGGGGCGAUAAGAGCCGGUCUUUGGAUGAGUAGCUGGCAAGUCGUGAACUUGGCCGCGGGAGUCACCAUCUUCUGGAUAUUUCAGGGAAAAGACCCCAUCGUUUCAGCAAGCGGGCUGGUUGGGGGUACGGUCCUGAGCCGUCUGGGGCUGCGAGGAUUCGACUUGUGUGUGCAGCUUAUUGUUCAGGAGGAGGUCGAAGCCGAACACCGCGGCGUCUUUUCGUCCGUCGAAGCGGCCUGGCAGAAUGCCUUUGAGCUC
This is a messenger RNA of Trichoderma citrinoviride, 1278 nucleotides long. RefSeq lists its product as hypothetical. The transcript is spliced from 4 exons. The annotation marks the transcript as partial. The record is from RefSeq and is a predicted model, not a curated record. Gene Ontology annotation, molecular function: iron ion transmembrane transporter activity. Gene Ontology annotation, biological process: iron ion transmembrane transport. Gene Ontology annotation, cellular component: membrane. NCBI's taxonomy places the organism in Eukaryota, Fungi, Ascomycota, Sordariomycetes, Hypocreales, Hypocreaceae.